AAAAGAGCCUGACGCUUGAAGCGGGUGGAGACUGCUACACAUUUAAAUCCCCCGGCUCCUCGGUUUUUGAAGCGUUUCUCAAAACGAAAUAACUUUUCCUCUUUUUUUAAAUGUUGUUUAUUUUUCUUUCUCCGGUUGGAGUCUUCAUAGCGGUUUUAAUGUCGUAAGUGACAGGUCUGUAAAGGCGUCGUUGUUGGGAAGUUUUUUUUUUCCGAGAGGGGGGAUUUUUUUUUGACCAGCGAACGGGCCAUGGCAGUCGAGGCUCGGCCGGAGCUGGUCGGGAAACGGUUCCUCUCUGUCGGCGGGGACGAGCCGCCUGAAAUCGGCGACAUCGGCCGGUGGCCUUGGAGGUCCGGGGUCAUACGAGCCGUGAACCACCUUGACAGCGACAACCCCGACCUGACGGUCUACGUGGAGUUCGACGACGAGGAGUGGGAGAAGAGGGAGUGGGUGAAGGUCUAUGAGGAUUUCCAGCUGUUUCUGCUGGAGCACCAGCUGGUCUGGGCCAAGAGGAAGGAGGGAGCAGGAGGAGCAGCAGGAGGACUGCUUCAGGGAACCAAGGCCAAACACAUACAGUGGCCCGCCCUGGCGUUUAAGCCAGUGGUGGGGAAGAGCCUGCUGUCCUCGGUUACAGCCGUGGAAUUCUUGUUGGACCGACAGCUGGACUUCCUGUCUGACCACUCGGCCUUCCAACCGUACCAGGAUGAGGUGGACAGUCAGAGCCCCGUGUUGAGAGACAACCACCAGCUGCAUGAAGAAGUGAGGGGCUGGCUCAAAGACCAGAAGGUGCAGGAGAUUUUUAUGCAAGGUCCCUAUUCACUGAAUGGCUACCGCGUGCGUGUGUACAGACAAGACUCGGCCACCCAGUGGUUCACUGGAAUAAUUACACACCACGACCUCUUCAGUCGAAACAUGGUCGUUAUGAAUGACCAGGUGCUAGAACCUCAGAACGUGGAUCCCUCUAUGAUCCAGAUGACCUUUUUGGACGACGUGGUCCACUCUCUGCUGAAAGGAGAAAACAUCGGCAUCACUUCCAGGCGGAGGUCACGAUCCAGCCAAAACAACAACUCUGCCCACAUGGUGGGAGGGAGACCCAGCGGGACCACUGGCAGCACUCAGAGUCAUUACACGCGAGCCCAAGCCAACAGCCCCCGCCCCAUCAUGACCUCAUCGGGCCCCAACCCCAAGGGUUCCCAGGGGAUGCUGGCCUCUCAGCAGCAGAGCCAAUCGCAGCAAAGCCAGCAGCCCGCCAGCCAAUCGCACCACUCGCCCGGCAGCGGCGGGCGGGAGCAGAGGGAGCAGCGCAACUCUCGCUCGUCCAGGAGGAAAGGAUCGGACAGCAGCGUCCCGGAGGAGGACAAGGACCGGAGAGAGGAGCCCACAGCGAGAGACUCCAAGUCAAAGGCCAAACAGGCGGUGAACAAACGCAGGAAGGGAGAGGAAGAUGAGAAGAAGGCGGGACUAAAGAGGCUAAAGACGGACAUGACCUCUGACCUGUCGGAGAGCAGCGACUCGGAAAACCCGCACAACAAGAGGACCGCCCACUCCUCCUGCUCCUCCUCCUCCUCCUCCUCGUCCUCGUCGUCCUCGUCCUCUUCCUCUUCCUCCUCCUCAGAGGCCAACUCUGAGAACGAGCUGAAGUCUCGUACCAGCGAUGUGAAACAAAGCGCCGUUUCGAAAAAGGAGGAGGAGAAGGAGCUGCCACCGCACCCGCCGCCGCAGGGCACCAAAAUAAACGAUUCCUCCUCUCUCAUUGGCCGCCUGUCCCCGUGGGCGGAGCUUCAGGGAGCGGAAGACGGCAAGAAGGCCGUGGUCAAGGAAACGGGCAAAAUGUCAACCAAGCAGGAAGAGGAGCUGGUGGCGGUGACGCAGAUCACCCAGUCUCCACGGCAACAGGCGCCUCAGAUGUCCGAGGCGGUCCAGGCCGGCGGCGUGGAGAGCAGCAAGAGCGCCGUGAAAGUCUCUUCUCAAUCUCAGACGCCAUCGCUGUCCGUCGCCGCCGGCAGCAGAGGCGCGUUGGACAUCGCGGACGAGGCCCAGGCCACGGUGCACCAGGAGAGCUCCGAGGCCGUGUCGGCGCUGCUCGCCUCGCAGAACGCCGAGUCCACGGCCCUCUCCCCUUACCUCGCUCUCAACCCCUCCCCCGUUUCUUCGCCGCCCGUCCCGCCGUCUCCCUCGCCAUCAGAAGUAGGCCGCAGGACGGACAUUGAGCCGCAGGGCAUCCUGGGAGGUGGCAUAACGGCAGCCAGGAGCAACAAGAUCGAGUUUUCCCCCUCUGAGGUCAUCAGGCCCGUCACAUCGAUGGUUGAAAAUGUGGUGUUGGUGGAGAAGGAGAAACCGGUCCUUCCUCAUCAUUUCCAUCAUCAUCAGCAGCUCGCACAACAACAACAACAACAACACUACACGUCCAUCCACCCCGGCAUGAGGAGCCCGUCUCUGUCUGAGGAGACGAGGAAACACCCUCCGCAGCCAGCGCCCCCCCACAAGAUGAAAACCAUCCUCCACCCUGAACCGGUCCGAUCCAGAAUGAGCCCCAGCCCCUCUCAGCUCGACACACUGAAACAGAAACCGCAGCACCCCAACAACUCUCAGAGCCAUCCCUACCCCAACACACAUCCAGCUGACCUUCUCAAGGUGAAGCCCCACCCGGGCCUGCUGGACAUCUCCAAACCCAAACCCAACACCUCCCCAGAGGUCUCUAAGCAUAAAAUACAGAGGUACCACGACACCUCCCCGCCUCCGAUAGGCCGCUUGGCGGCCAAAAUAGAAACGCCAGAACCCCCGCGGUCCUGUUUCAAGCCGGUGGCGCCGCGGUCGGAGUCGGGUGGAGUCGCUUUGAGCUGCAGCACCAAGAGCCCUCUGAUCAUCGAUAAGAACGAGACCUUUACGGUCUACAGGGACCCGGCGCUGGUCCGCUCAGACGCUGAGAACUCCGUCUCCGUGUCCUCCAACCACGUGGCGGCCUAUCUCCACCCCCACCUGCACACCCUUCACUCCCCCUCCCCUCACUCCCCCUGCCUCACCACUGCGUCCCACCCGCACGCCGCCUCCCACCUCCUCGCCCCGCCUCACACCUCCGCCCUACCUCACCCGCACCUGUUGCCCCCCGGGGUGCUCCCGUCGAUGGCUCCUCCCGCGGCGUCCCUCCUUGGGGGCCACCCCCGGCUCGACUCCCCCAGCGGGCUGGGCCACCUCGCUCUGCCUCACCAGCAGCAGUUCCUCCAGGCUCAGGGCCCCCCUCCACCCUCUCUACUGGCCCAGGCUCAUGGCGGGGCAGCAGGCCUGGGUCUUUACCCCAUCCUGUGGCAGUACCCCAACGGAACGCCCACCUCUUACCCCCCAGGGCUCAACCUGCCCCCCACGGCCAAGUGGGUGCACCCUGAAAACCCUGUCAGCGUGAAUUCAGAGGGCUCGCUCAGGAGGAACACAGGCAGCCCGUGGCUGCACCCGGCCGCCGGCAGCGCCGGGGACGCCAUGGGUUUGCUGAGCCAUGUUCCCGUCCGGCCGGCAAGUGCCGACCCCCACCGACCCCCGAUCAAGAUGAGCGCUCACGCCAGCCCCCCGCUGUCGAAGGCCGGCAUGAACGCACAUAAAGAAGACAUGGAGAAGAAAGGCUUCGUGGACCCGAUCAGGACGUUGACGCUGGCCCAGCUGAAGCAGGAGCAGACGGACCGGAGUCGAACCCCCACGGGGAAAGACGUCCACCGCCACCGCCUCUACCUCGACCCACACUGCAAGGCCCGCAUGGCGAAUGCACAGGACGCCGUUCAAGCGGCGGACCGAGUAAGUAAAUACAAAGAGGAGAAUCGGCAAAUCCUGAAGGAGAGCAUCGAGGUCGCUCCCUUCACCGCUAAGAUCCAGCGCUCCGGUGAGCCCGGGAUGGACCGGGACCGAGAGCGGUGCAGGGAAGCAGCCUUCCCCAUCCGCUUACCGGCGCUCGCCUCCCCGAGCCCCAAAGCCGGCCACAUCCAUCCCCACAUCAUCCAAUCAGAAAAGAGCAACUACUUCACCACGCUGUCCAACAGCGUGGUGAACGAGCCUCCGAGGCUCUACCCGUCCAAGGAGCUCAGCUCGUACUACGAGAAAGUGUCCGGCGGAGCUCCGGGGGUCGUGACCAGCGUCGGGGCCGCCGUACCCAGCCAGGGAGCUCUGUCCCUGGGCAGCUACGGCUCCAAAGCCUCCCUCUCCAAGCCCCCUCCCCUCAUCAAGCACCAGCCGGAGGGAGGAGAGGGCUUAGCCGGGAAGAUCACGGAGCAGCUCAGCCAGCAGGUGGCGCUAGUGCAACACCAGCUCCACACGGGCGGGAUAGAGCGGAUAGAACGCCGCAGCCCCGUCAUAGCUCCUUCCUCCUCUACAUCCUCGUCUACAGCACACAACCAUCACCACCACCAACAACAACAACAACAUCAACAACAGCAACAACAACAUCAACAGCAGCAACAACAACAUCAUCAUCCACAACAGCAGCAACAACAACAACAGCAACAUCAACAACAGCAGCAGCAACAACAGCAGCAACAGCAGCAACAACAGCAACAGCAGCAACAACAACAUCAACAGCAGCAACAACAACAGCAACAUCAACAACAACAGCAACAUCAACAGCAACAACAACAGCAGCAGCAGCAUCACCAGCUCAGGGUAAUGCCAUCUCUCCACCGAGCGCCCGUCUUCCAUCCGCCCACACAGCAUGCACUGGACCGCAAAGAGGCUGCAGAGCGGGAGAAGGAGAGGGAGAGAGAAAGAGAGCGAGAGAGAGCCGGUUACGGCGGGCGCCUGUCCCCGCCCACCCUCACGCCCAUCCAGCCCGUCAGCUUGGCGGCAGCCGGUAGCAAAUCCUCGGCAGAGCAGCAGAAGCCGCCCACGCUGCUGCCGGAGCUCAGGGACGUCAAAGGCCACGGGAACGCCGCCACCAUCACCUCCGUCGCCUCGGCCAUCGGCGGCGAAAUCGUGACUUCGUCCGCAGACGCGUGGAGGCACGGAGAGAUGAUUCACGACCGGGCGGCGAUGACCAGAGGCAAGCCCCAAUCCGCCAUGGCGUCCGUCAUCGUGCGUCCGUCGUCGUCCCUCAAGUACGACAGUCUUGUUGGUUUUCAUAAGUCUGGGGCGGUGAUCACGAAGGAGCUCCCCCAGGCGAGGUUCUACCCGGCCACGCUUCAGGGGGAGGGGCUCCGGCUCGGGGAGAGUGUGAGAGAAGUUGUCGCCGGCAGGGUGAUCCAACCCAACUUGAACUUCGACGACAUGUGUAUCCAGUACAAACACGCCACUAUGCGCGGCAUGCAGGGAGCCAUGGCGGCCGGGAUCACCAACUCUGUGUGCAGGACCGCCAUUUCAGCCGCAUCAGCAUUUGGCCUCCAGAGCAUCAGCGGGGCGGCCAUCCCCGAGCUGGGCUACUCUAUCUCAGCCCAUAAAACAGGCCUUUGCGGCCGCAUGCCGAGCCACUCGGGAGAGUACCAGGAGGGGCUCGGCUCACGCACCACAUCUCCAGGGGGGUCUCUGCCACCCCCGAGUCCAGCGGGGACGCCCCAGCCCAGUCAAAGCCUCACCCCGACACCCAGCUCCAUCUCUGGCUGCAGUCAGCCCUACUCCUCCUCCUUCGUCCACCUGAAGAAGCACAAAGCUGCGUUGGCUGCAGCUCAGUCCAGGAGCAACUUCUUCACCGCGGCCACGUUCGUCGCUACCGGGAACUGCUUCCUGCCGGUGGACUCGGUCGACAAAACUCCCGUCCGCAACUCGCCCCCUCCGCCCUCCUCCAGCCAAGCUUCCUCGUCGUCCCCGGUCGACGGCAGCUCGGCCGGCGGGACCACGACCACGGGGAAGUCCAGCCCGCUGCCCAACGGCCAGCCCUCGACCAGCAGCGGGCAGCCCAGCAACUACCACAAGCUGAAGAAAGCCUGGUUAACCCGGCACUCGGAGGAGGACCGGAACACCACGGCCACCGCCAGCUCCACCAGUAUCAAACCAGAGAAACCGCCCAGCACCACCAGCACCAGCACCAGUAACGCCGCGGCCAUGUCAGACAUGAUCAAACCCUGCACGGUCAAUCUCAGCGCCUCCACCUCCAGCAGCGAGGUGGAGCUGAGCAAAGACUGCAAAGCGGAGCGGGAGAGGCAGCUGGAGGAGAAGGUGGGAGGAGCCGCCGGGGAAGGAGGAGAGGAGGAGAGGAGAGCGGCUCCCUCGUCACGGCGAGGGAGCAAGCGGUCCUACGAGUCCGCCUCGGAGAGCGGGGGAGACGACUCCGACGGCAGCGAGAGCAAGAUGGAGGGCCGAGCCAAGCGGCAGCCCAAACCCACCUACAAGAAGAAGCAGAACGACAUGGCCCGGAGGAGAGGGGACAACGACAAGGACGAAGACGAGCUGAAGCCCAACGGCAUCUUCAGGUCGGCCCGCGAGAAGACCAAGCUCAAACUGGCCAGCAGCAACGGGAUCCCGCGCUCCGUGCUGAAGGACUGGAGGAAGGUGAAGAAGCUGAAGCAGACGGGGGAGUCGUUCCUGCAGGACGACUCGUGCACUGAGAUCGGGCCCAACCUGCAGAAGUGUCGGGAGUGCAGGAUGGUGCGCAGCAAGAAGGGGGAGGAGCCUACGCAUUCCCCCGUCUUCUGCCGCUUCUACUACUUCAGACGGCUGUCCUACAGUAAGAACGGAGUUCUCCGGAUGGACGGCUUCUCCAACCCGGACCAGUUUGACGACGAAGCCCUGUCCCUGUGGGUCCCCGGGCUGCUGGAGGAGAGCCAUCUGGACCACAGCACCGCCAAGUACAUCCUCAGCUUCAUCGGAGACAAGUUUUGUCAGAUGGUUGUGACCGAGAACAACGCCGCCACCUGGGUGAAGAAGGAUGCCAAGCUGGCGUGGAAGCGCGCGGUGAGGGGCGUGAGGGAGAUGUGCGACGCCUGUGAGGCGACGCUCUUCAACAUCCACUGGGUCUGCCAGAAAUGUGGCUUCGUGGUCUGCUUGGACUGCUACAAGGCCAAGGAGAGGAGGAGCUCCAAAGAUAAAGAACUCUACGGCUGGCUGAAGUGUGUGAAAGGCCAACCGCACGACCACAAGCACCUGAUGCCCACGCAGAUCAUCCCGGGCACAGUGCUGACUGAGUUGGUGACGUCCAUGCACUCUCUGAGAGAGAAACACAACAUCAGACCCAACUGUGCCUGCAGCAGCAAGCAGAACCUCCUCAAACUGCCAGCCACCAACGGAGUCUCACAGGUGCUGCAGAACGUCCUGAAUCUCAGCAACAAGCUGUCUCUGCUGAAGGCCGAGCCGGGCUCUCUGCAGAACUUCGACCAAGGCGGCACGAAGGUGGAGACUAACGGGGGCGGCGGCGGGGGGAGCAACCCGGGCAGCGACGCAGGAAGUGCCCCCGUCACGCCGCCCGAGUCCCAGUCGCCGCUGCACUUCCUGGCAGACCUGGCCGAUCAGAAGUCCAGGGAGGAGAAGAAAGAGAACAAGCUGGUGCUGCUGGGUAAAUCGGUGAAGGAGGACAAGGUGGGGGCGAGCCUGGAGGCCCUGCAGCAGAGCAAAACCACGUCGCUGGUGGCCAACAGCACGGAGCAGGGCUCCACCCUCAGAGACCUGCUCACCACCACCGCCGGGAAGCUGAAGCUGGGCUCCACCGACGCCGGCAUCGCUUUUGCACCCGUCUACUCCGCCGUGUCACAGACGGGGAAAGGCGGGAGGACCAUGCCCAACAUCCUUGACGACAUCAUCGCGUCCGUCGUGGAGAACAAGAUCCCCGCCGGCCGCCAGAGCAUCACCACCAAGCUGUCCAUCAAGCACGAGCCCGUCACCCUGAGCAACAGCAUCCUGCCCGCCGCCGCCAUCGCCGAGGACGCCAAACCAGACCGGAAGAAGCUGGCGCACGUUACUGCGGCAGCGCCCGAGGAAUCGACCAAUCAGUAUCCAGAUGUUCCCCACUGCUGGCUGAACAACCGACGGCUGCUGUGGCUCAAAGACCACCGCAACCAGGACAACUGGAGGCUGUUCAGAGAGUGCUGGAGACAAGGACAGCCCGUGUUGGUGUCGGGGAUCCAUAAGCGGCUCAACGGCGCCCUGUGGAAAGCCGACUCCUUCAACCAGGAGUUUGCAGACCACCAGGGAGACCUCCUGAACUGUAAAGACCAGGUGGUGUCCAACUCCGGCAUCAAGGACUUCUGGGAUGGGUUUGAGGACAUCACCAAGCGGCCAAAGUCCAAGGAUGGCGAGCCGAUGGUCUACAGGCUGAAGGACUGGCCGUCUGGGGAGGAGUUCAUGGCCCUCAUGCCCUCCAGGUACGAUGACCUGAUGAAGAACCUGCCGCUGCCAGAGUACUCUGAUCCAGAAGGAAACCUCAACCUGGCCUCCCACCUGCCAUCUUUCUUUGUGCGUCCCGAUCUGGGGCCCAGACUGUGCUGCGCCUAUGGUGUCGCUGCGUCUCAGGACCAGGACUUCGGGACCGCCAACCUCCACGUGGAAGUCUCGGAUGUGGUCUCCAUUCUGGUCUACGUGGGAGUGGCUAAAGGCAACGGAGUGCUGUCCAAAACUGGAGUGCUGAAGCGUCUGGAGGAGGAGGAUCUGGAUGAGGGGGUCCGCAGGAGGCUCAAGGACUCCAGCGAGACCCCGGGGGCUCUGUGGCACAUCUACCUCAACCAAGACAUGGACACGGUCCGGGAGUUCCUGCACAAGCAGGGAGCGGACGCCAUGCUGGACCAGGACCCAAUCAGAGAGCAGGGCUCGUACCUGAGCAGGAAGCAGCGGCAGCGGCUGCUGGAUGAGCACGGGGUCCAGGGCUGGACCGUGGUCCAGUUCCUGGGGGACUCUGUGCUCAUACCAGCGGGGGCCAUGCACCAGGUCCAGAACCUCCACAGCUGCGUCCAGGUGAUCAAUGACUUUGUGUCUCCGGAGCACGUGGCCAACUCCUUCCAGCUGACCCAGGAGCUGCGGCCCAGCAGAGAGGAGGUGAACUACGAGGACAAGCUGCAGGUGAAGAACAUUCUGUACCACUGUGUGAAGGAGGCGGUGAACGCCCUGAAGAGGAGCGGCCCUGAGGAAGACGAGCAUGAAGAGAACUCAUGACCCCCCCUGAGCCUCGUCCGCGCCUUCCAGAGCCGAGCCGGUCACGUGACCCGCGGGGCGCACCCACACCACGUGGCCUCCGGGUGGCCACGCCCCAAACCUUCAGUGCCAAGAGGAGGAGACGAGACCGGAUCAAACCUCACCCGCCACGCGCCUCCUCCGCGUCUCGCGCGGGGAGGCCAGCGGGAUUCUGGGAAACUGAGGUUAGGAAGCCUUUUACAAAGCCACUAUGCUGGAGUGACGUGGCACCACGAGCCACCGCCGGAGCUCGUUAGUGUGACUGUUGCCGUUUCCAUGGAGACUCAGGCUGUCCUGUCGGAUGAAGUUCACAGGUCGGAGGGCGGCGCCGACGGAGCCGACCGGACGCCUCGGAGAGGAGACGCAUCACCAGCAAGCAGCCGGAUCCAAACCCUCAACCUCAGCUGUUAGAAACACAAUAGAGAGCAAAAAAUAAAGACUAUUAGAGAGGAAAAAAUAAAGAUUAUUAGAGGGGAAAAAAUAAAAUGCAAAACAUAAAUCUCAGAUGUUUCGAGCGAGCUCGUCUGUUGUUCCGUCGUCUGUCGUCUGUGUCCUUUUGUUCCUUCUCGUUCUAUCCGUCUGUCGCUGUUGAUUCGUUCUUCUUUUGUUUUGUUUACCUCUGUGAAGAUGUAUUUAUUUUAUAGCUGUAUGAUUACGCAAUGUUAACGAGACAAAAAAAGCAUUCAUGUAAAUGUGACUUGUACAGUUUUUAUUUCUGUUUUGUUUCUUCAGUUUAUGAUUUUCAGUUGUAAUACGGCUCUACUGUGAUGGAGGACACACACACACACACUCACACGCACACACACUCACACACACACCAGCUAAUGCCUGUAACUUUGGGAAAUGUUGAUGCUCUACAGUCCUCAUGCCAUAAAUACGAUUUUUUAAAUGAACUGCCAAACUAUUGUAAAGACUGUGUAAAGUUGUUUUAUGUAAAGAACAAAAUGAGACACUUCAGCAUUUUAUGGGGCGGAAAAAGUAUUUGCAGUAAAAUGGAGACAUUUACAGAAAAGAUGUAAUUUAUUUAAGAAAAGAAUGACUUGUCCUGUUUGUUUAGUUCAGAUUUACUAUGGUGAACUUUUGAAGUUAAAUGAUCAAUGAAAAUGUUUACUAUAAUAUGUAAAUAUAUACAUAUAUAUAUACAUUCACUGAAGUAUUUUUUUAAAACAUAGCUUGCUUCAAUUUCAAAUUUUAAAGUGCAAGUGUUACAUGCUUUGUACAUUGAAGUUCAAAAGGGUUUUACAUUUUCCAUUAAAAUGGAUUUAUCAAACGUU
Messenger RNA from Pseudoliparis swirei, 10340 nucleotides. RefSeq names its product jumonji domain containing 1Cb (gene jmjd1cb). Gene Ontology annotation, biological process: regulation of transcription by RNA polymerase II. Gene Ontology annotation, molecular function: transcription coregulator activity; chromatin DNA binding; histone H3K9 demethylase activity. Gene Ontology annotation, cellular component: chromatin; histone deacetylase complex. NCBI's taxonomy places the organism in Eukaryota, Metazoa, Chordata, Actinopteri, Perciformes, Liparidae. The record is from RefSeq and is a predicted model, not a curated record. The coding region runs from base 250 to 9048 and encodes 2932 amino acids. The transcript has 31 exons.